Molecule: messenger RNA, 2041 nt
Organism: Myxocyprinus asiaticus (Chinese sucker)
Lineage: Eukaryota; Metazoa; Chordata; Actinopteri; Cypriniformes; Catostomidae
Product: sphingosine 1-phosphate receptor 1
Exons: 2
Coding region: 386-1474 (362 amino acids)
Biological process (GO): sphingosine-1-phosphate receptor signaling pathway; angiogenesis
Cellular component (GO): membrane
Molecular function (GO): sphingosine-1-phosphate receptor activity
Source: RefSeq, a predicted model, not a curated record
UGAACUGAGAAGGGGGGAAUUGGCCAGAGUAGAUCUCUCCAGUCUCUCUCCUGUCAGAGAAAAUGUACCGCAACAAUCCUUGACACGAGACUCAAGCGGGAUGCGACAAAUAUCAUACCUUUGACAUCUGGCCAUAUUGCAUUAAAAUUGCAUGAUUACAUUUUUAAGUCGUUUAGUCCGGAGUUAAAGCCUAUUCACAAUGAAGUUAUUGGAUUUGUGGACAGCAUUCGUCCGCUGUAAGGAUUUUUACCUGACUUGAGAAAACGUUGGUUAUAUGACCUCAUUCUAAGAGUGGAACUGGAUACUCAGCUUCCUAAGUCCACCAGCACCUCUCUGUGGCCUGUGGUUGCACAUUGGAUUUAAACCUACCAAGCCAGUGCGAACCAUGGAUGACCUAAUAGCCAGACACUACAACUUCACAGGGAAAUUUCGCAAGGUCGAUAAAGACCCUGGACUCAGAGCGGACUCUGUUGUUUUCAUCAUCGUGUGCUGCUUCAUCAUUCUGGAAAAUGUUCUGGUUCUCCUCACCAUUUGGAGGACCAAGAAGUUCCACAAGCCCAUGUACUACUUCAUUGGGAACUUGGCUUUGUCAGACUUGCUGGCUGGAGUGGUAUACACAGCAAACAUAUUGCUGUCAGGAGCCAACACUUAUAAGUUGACUCCCACACAGUGGUUCUUCAGGGAAGGAAGUAUGUUUGUGGCCCUGGCUGCUUCCGUGUUCAGUCUCUUGGCCAUCGCCAUUGAGCGGCACCUGACCAUGUUGAAGAUGAAGCUCCACAAUAACGGGAAGACGUGCCGCGUUUUCAUGCUGAUCAGCACCGUGUGGUUCAUCGCUGCCAUCUUAGGUGGCUUGCCCAUCAUGGGUUGGAACUGUAUUGAGCGCAUGAACAACUGCUCCACCGUUUUGCCACUCUACCACAAGACCUACAUUCUCUUCUGCACCACCGUAUUCAGCGUCAUCCUCAUGGCCAUCGUCAUCCUGUACGCCCGCAUCUACGCCCUGGUGCGUACGCGGAGCAGCAAGCUGGUCUUCCGCAAGGUCGCCAACGGCCGUGGUACCAACAAGAGCUCGGAGAAGUCCAUGGCCCUGCUGAAGACCGUCAUCAUCGUGCUGAGCUGUUUUAUAGCAUGUUGGGCUCCGCUCUUCAUCUUGUUGCUCCUCGAUGUCGCUUGCCAGAUCCGCACUUGUGCCAUUCUCUACAAGGCUGAGUGGUUCCUGGCUUUAGCCGUCCUCAACUCCGCCAUGAACCCUUUGAUUUACACCCUGACCAGCAACGAAAUGCGCCGGGCCUUCAUCAAAAUGCUUAACUGUGGAAUCUGCGGCCAUCCGGCUGGCAAGUUUUCAAGGCCAAUCAUGGGUGCCGAAUUCAGUCGAAGCAAGUCAGAUAACUCCUCCCACCCCAACAAAGAAGAGCCCGAAUACUCACCCAGGGAAACAAUAGUGUCUUCUGGAAAUAUCACCUCUUCUUCAUAAAGGAUUUGAACCGGGAGAAACCAGGAUUUGUUGAAGUCUUUCAUUUACUCUGAAAAGUGCUUACACUCGGGACUUUGUCUUCUGCAAUUCCUGAUGGACUAUCAAUGUUGAAGCUGUCCCACCCUUCGGUAUCAGAGCGAGCUAGGAAAGCACUUAACCAACUGUUAUUCAGUGUUAUUUGUCAACUUUUUUAUCCCUGUCAAAUGAAAACAAUGUAUCAGUUUGAGAAACCUUUAGAGUAGCACUUUUCGUGAAAGUGCUCCUUGAUAGGCAUUACUGACUCUCUAAAAUGCAUUGAUGUGAAACAUACUAGCUUGUCAUGGUCGUUUGUACUACAUUAUGGAAAUUAAAUUAAAGAAAUGCAGUCGAGAGUUACUUGUGUUUCUUUGACUUAACACUACAGUAUUAGGAUAUUGUUUCGCCCCGAUCGAGAAUGUAUUUUGUAUUUGUUUUUCUUCACCUUUCAACAAAUAAACUAUUGUUGUAGAAGUUGUGCAUGUAGCUACAUUAGCUGUCAAUAUUAAUUUAUCUUUGAAACAGUUCCAAUAAAUUUGAAACUUUGGAUGA